Molecule: messenger RNA, 303 nt
Organism: Symbiodinium necroappetens
Lineage: Eukaryota; Dinophyceae; Suessiales; Symbiodiniaceae
Source: the annotation of a GenBank genome assembly
AUGGCCCGCUCCCUCAUCUUCACUUCCGCCGUGCUCCUUUGCAGUGGUGCGCUCUUCACUGCCUUCGUCGCUGCGCCGCGAGCUGCCCCGGCCCCGGUGGCGCCCCACGCCACCACUGCGGCCUUGAGUGCCGUGACCCUGGUGGCCCCUGGUGCAGCUUAUGCCGAGGAUGGUGCCGUGUGGAUCCCUGCGCUCUCUGCCAUCGGCGCUGGCUUCGCCAUUGGCCUUGCCGCCAUCGGCUCGGGCGUCGGCCAGGGCAUUGCCAGCGGACGUUGCAUUGACGGCAUCUCCCGCCAGCCGGAG